UUCUCAUUGAGAGAUUGAAAAAUUGAAAGAUGGGAUAUUAUUACUUUAAGAUUUACCAUCUUCUGUCCUUGUACCUGAUCUCAUGUGUUGUUCCUCUUUCCUUAGCACAAGACUUCAAUUUGCCAUUCAAAGCUGUGAAUCUUGGGAAUUGGCUUGUUACAGAGGGUUGGAUGAAACCUUCUCUCUAUGAUGGCAUUCCCAACAAUGACCUUUUGGAUGGAACACAAGUUCAAUUCAAGUCCACAAAGCUGCAGAAGUAUAUUGCACCAGAAAAUGGGGGCGGCAGUGGUUCCGUUGUUGUUGUCAACCGCGAUUCGGCCUCUGGUUGGGAAACUUUCAGGUUGUGGAGAAUUGAUGAAUCGUCUUUCAAUUUGAGAGUGUUCAACAAGCAGUUUGUGGGAUUGCCAAACCAAGACCAGGGAACCGGCCUAAUUGCAGUUUCAGAUUCACCUGGAAACACCGAAACAUUUCGGAUUGUAAGGAAUGAUGGUGAUCAAAAUAGAGUUCGCAUUCAAGCAUCCAAUGGUUUAUUUCUGCAGGCAACAUCAGAGACACAAUUGACUGCAGAUUAUGGAGGCUCAGGUUGGGAAGAUGAUAAUCCAUCUGUCUUCAUAAUGACAAUAUUAAGUGACAAGACCUUAAGAGGUGAAUACCAACUCACAAAUGGUUAUGGUCCAGAUAAGGCUCCUCAAGUCCUGCAGGAUCACUGGAACAGUUACAUCACUGAAGACGAUUUCAGGUUCUUAUCAUUGAACGGCUUGAAUGCAGUGAGGAUCCCAGUUGGAUGGUGGAUUGCAAAAGAUCCAACACCACCUAAGCCUUUUGUUGGAGGCUCCUUGCAAGCCCUGGACAAUGCUUUCACAUGGGCACAAAACAAUGGGCUGAAGGUAAUUGUAGAUCUUCAUGCAGUUGAAGGGUCCCAAAACGGCAAUGACCACAGUGCAACUAGAGAUGGCUACCAGGAAUGGGGAGAUUCCAACAUACAAGACACUGUGGCAGUCAUAGAUUUCUUAGCAUCAAGAUAUGCUAAUCAUCCAGCUCUUGCAGCAGUUGAGUUAAUGAAUGAGCCUAUGGCACCUGGUGUCAAUCUAGACAGCCUCAAAAAUUAUUACAAAGCUGGUUAUGAAGCUGUACGGAAGCACACUUCAAGCGCUUAUGUGAUCUUAUCAAACAGAUUGGGACCUGCAGAUGCAAAGGAGCUUCUCUCAUUUGCCGGAGGCCUCGAUCGCGUAGCCAUAGACGUGCAUUUCUAUAGCCUGUACUCGGACAUGUUCAACAGCUUCAGUGUGCAACAGAAUGUGGAUUUCAUCUACAACCAACGAGCUUCUGAUCUCGAUGCUGUGACCACUUCCAAUGGACCCCUCACUUUUGUUGGUAAGUCACUACUCACUAUUAAUUAAGAAAUUAGUAAAUAA
Molecule: messenger RNA, 1415 nt
Organism: Prunus avium (sweet cherry)
Lineage: Eukaryota; Viridiplantae; Streptophyta; Magnoliopsida; Rosales; Rosaceae
Source: RefSeq, a predicted model, not a curated record